AAAUUCUCAGCUUCCACCCCAGACCUGCUGAAAUAGAAACUCUGUGGGUGGGGCACAGUAAUACAUGGUUUUAAAACCACUACUCUACUAACAUUUUCUUGAAUAUUAUCAAUUGUUGCUAGCUUUUAGUUGAUUCCUAUAAUACAUUUUAUGUGUCAGUGAGUAGGUCGGUAUUAACGGAGGACUGUUGAGGAAACAUAAAGAAAUCCUGCAUUUUAAAGGCAUUUCUUAGAGUUAAAUUACAUGUGUUAUUAGUGUCUAUUGCUUUUGUUCAGAUUAAGCUCUGAAACAAAAUUAAGAUUCUCGUCAGGCCUUGAGCUUAUUAAUAGCUGUUUAGUACUAGUGUAAAAUGUCUGAUAUCUAUAGAGCAAGUGCUUCAGAAAACACACACUUCUUAAGUGCUCCACUAGGGAAGCAUCGUGAAAUCCACAGGAUGCUAAGAUUUAACAAAUGUCGUUUUGUUGCACUCUUCUCAGUGUAAUAAGUGUGGUAGUUAAGAACGUUGGACUCCACAGUCUAAGGGAGCUUCCAGUGGUCAGAUUUCAGGCCAUGUGGACAUUAAAAAGAAUGAAUGAAGUUGAAUAAAGCAUGGCGCAAAUAAAAAUCCAUGAAUCCAUAGUGACGAGAGAUAGACACAGAGAGAGAGAGAGAAACUCUUGGCACUGUUGGGAAUGAUUAUUAUGCCAAUUCCUCAUUCUAAAAAUUGUAGAUAAAGGAAAAGAAUUAAGUAUUUGCCCUGCCUUUUAAUGAGAAACUGUAGUUCUUCUAUGAGGGAAAGCUCUACUUUACAAAAGGAUACUAGCAAAUAAAAUAUAGCAGGAAACAUAGAAUAUCAGCAUUUUCAACCUACAGUGAGAUAUUUGAUUCAAAAAAGAGCCAUCAAUGGAAGGCAAAACCAUUACGUUAAAAGGAUGUGGAGGAACAGAAUAAUCUUAUGGAGAACACUCCACAAAUCACUUGCAAAGGGGAAAGUGUACAUUUACAGUGGUGGUCACCACCUUUACUAAGUGGUCAAACUUGGCAUCACCAAUGGUGGGAUAGCCUGACUGCGUGAGCCUCUUGAUGUUAUGUAAAAUGAAGUACACAGCAUCACCAAGGAGUAGUUUUACCAUAAAUGUUUAACCUGAGUCUAAUCAGGUUUAUAGAAAACACAGGGGAUAGAGAGAGAAAUUAUUUCACACUAGGGGGGGAAACAGAUCCAAAAUGUGGGACAUUCUCAAGAUAACUGGUGUAUCAUCUCUUCGAAAAGGCGGUGUCAUGAAAAUUAAUUGCUGGUGGGCAUUAUUCUGGAUUCCAAGAGACUGAAGAAACAUGACCAAAUGCAAUGCAUAAGUCUUGAUUGGAUCUGGCUUGGAAAUAGUAACUUGCUAUAAAAGGUAUUUGAGUGCAUAUGUGGAAAUUUGGAUAUGUUCUGGAUAUGAGAUUACAUUCAGAACUCAUUGUUAAUGUCUUAGGUCUGGUAAUCGUAUUUUGGUUAUUUGAGAAGAAUGCCUUUAUUCUUAGGAGAUACUUGUUAAGUUUUCGGCAUGAAAUUGUCAUAAUAUCUGCUAUUUACUUUCACAUGGUUCCAUAAGAAAUAAGUGAGUAUGUAGAUUAAGGGAAUUUAGCAACAUGUUAACAAUUUUGAAUUUAAAUAGUAGGCAUAUGAGUGUUUAUUUUAUAUUUUCAAUAUGCUUGAAAAUUUUCUCAAACAACAAAAUGGGCUUCCUAGAUUCAAAUAUUGACUGUGUCACUUACAAGUGAUAUGACUUUGGGUAAGUUUCUUGUUUAACAUUUCUCAGGGUCCAUAUCUGUAAAUUAGAUGUAAUAAUAAUAACCACAAAGUGUUGUUGUUGAGCUUAUUAAGUUACAUAUGUAUCAUAAAAAACACAUUGCUCUAAUAUGUAGCAUAUAAGUGCCCUACACAAACUAAAUGCUCAAUAAAUAUUAUUUUUUGUUUGUGAUGUUGUUUGUGUUGUUUGUGAUGUUGGUGGUGACUGUAAGAGUCAAUAUCUUAGUUUAAUGUUAUUGAUUCAGCAUAGAGAACAUUGUGGCAUGUUCUUAAACUUUUCGAUGGUAACUUGACUCUUGACUCAUGAAAGCUAUAGAUUCCCAGAAAACUUUACGUGUAAUUUCUGAGAUUUCUAGCACAUCCAUGCAUACCUGUUUGAGAAUGCCUUUUCUAGAAUUUCUUAUUUGGGAACCUAGGUGGCAUCUAAGAAUACCUUCAUUAUACUUUGAUUUGGAGAAAAAUUCAGUGGAUUUAAAUAAAGGCUUGGAAAGAAGUGAAUGAAAUGUUGGUCUGAGAGAGUUUAGUUUUGUAACCAACAUGUAGUCAGAUGAAUGUGUCCUCAUUAGUUUGGUUCUCUUCAGAGGAGAUAUCUUAGAACACUGUGUAUGUGUUGAGCCUAUUACUGUUCAGAACAUACUCUUAAGAACUCCCUUCAGAGCCUUAAAAUGAAUUAGUUUCUAGAAACAUCUGAAGUUUUCUGUAGCUUAUUCUGAUGUUAUCAAGUGAGUGAUUAAAAUGGAUAAUUCAUUUUUGAUCACAGAAGAGUGUGACAAGGAAGUGGUGGGAUGUCUUUUGCCCCUCUUUGUGGCUUAUGAUGCUGUUGGAAAUUUCAAAGGAAGAGUUUCAAAAGUAGUUUAAUGUGCUCAAACUCACCAAUCUCAAACUAUUGGUAAUACCGAUCUCUCUUAGUUUACCCUUUUGGGUGUGUUGGAUGUAUUUUCUCUGGGACUGUACCUUUAGUCAGUGACCCUAAAGUUAAGUGUUUGAGCCUGUGGUCUUAUGGACUUGAUUCAGGUAUUUUAACUCAAAAGCACAGUGGUAGCAUUUCCAAAAAUAGAUAAGUGACAGUAAAUCACUAAUGGCUGGCCGUCUGCUGGCUGCCUGUCCCAGCUCAGGACUUCAGAGGUAUAAAACUUCACUGAUAGUUAGGCAUAAUGGCGAAGAUUUUCUCAGAGCUGGUCCGUAUGGUAGGGUGGAGGCUUGAUUGUAGUGUUACUCUGUGUGUAGGCUGAUAAUGGAGGAUGUUCCAAGUUGGGGCGGGAUGGUGUCCAGGUAGAGGCCAGGCAGGCAAAGGGCUGCAUUUGUUACCUUUGUCUCUCUCAGCAACUAGUGACUCUGGACUCUCUGUCUGGGGUAAGAUGAGGUUGUGAUUCAAUGGUAAGUUGUAGGCCUGGAAGAGAGGCAUUUUGAAUAAAUACUGUUGGAUUUCAAAUCUUUCUUUGGACCUUCAGGAGGUGGUCAGUAAAUAUCUUGUGGGUCAGUGAAAGAAGGAGUGUUAGAUGAACGUGUUAAAGGUGAAUAAAAUCAGUAAAUAAAUAAAAUCAGUUCCUCUGGUCACAGGACUAGUGGAGGGUCAUUCAUGCUGGAAUGGAGAGUAGUGAGAUUUGGGGGAGGGGAUUGCAUAGGGGCUUGUUCCUAGGGCAGAGUUCUUAAGAACAGGUGUGUACAAGAGAUCAGAAUUGAGGAAGGAGAAGAUCGUAAAUCUCAUGAGGGCAGGAAACAUGUCGAUAUAGUUUGCUGCUAAAUACUUGAUGUAGUGCCUAGCAGGUAUGCAAUAUAAUAUUUCCUGAAUGAGUGAGAGUAUUGAGUAGAUGAAUAAAAGAGUGAAUGGGGAUGAUGAUGCAGGACAAAUCAGCAGUCUGGGGAGUUUUUUGGCUGGCUACUUGUAGAGUAACAGGUGGAAUGUUAAUAUUUUGGAUUUCCUCAGAAGCUGGUUCCUAGAUGUUUCAUUUAUCAGCAAGGGAACCUUCUGAUGGCUUAGUUCAAAUGAUAAUCAGUCUGUACAGCAGAACUGCAAAGUAAACACCUGUGUGUCCAUUUUAGAGGUGAGGAAACUGAGAUUCAGAGAUUUGAAGUAAAUUGCACACAGGUCCACAAACGGGAAGAACUUAAGAUCUCAACAUGGGUCUUUCAAUUCUUGAAUACAGUCUUCCUUUUUUACCUCAACAGUCUGUGCUAGAGACAGUUUGCUUUAGAAAUGGUUAUUAAAUAGUAUCUUUGUAUCCUAAUAGAGUGAUUAGUUAUUAAGCAUGAAAAAAUAAAUAGUGAAAAAUUCACAUCUCGACUAAUCGCUGUUACUCUACUUGCUCUGCUAGUCAUCAUUUGACUGAUUGAAUAAUGAAGAUGAUAAAGCUGAAUGAGUAGAACAAUUUGUGAUUUAAAAAAAACUGCACAAAACCCUCCAUUCUGCUUAAUGGACUGCAGUUACUAGAAAGAAAUGGAAACCCCAGUUAAUCUUAAUGUAGGCUACUUAUUUAGGAAGGGAGAUAUUUCGAAUUAAAUUAGCGUUUCCUUUGCAUUGUAUUGCUGGAGACAGUCUUCAUUUUACCCACCCAGCCCUUAAAUGACUAUUGCUGUAAGGAAGCCAGUCUUACUGAUAACUGAAUUAAAGAAAUUAAACAGAUACACACAAACAAACCCAAAAUAUGUCUGAGAAGGAUAUAGUCUUUUGGCUUUCAGUCAUUCAGUGAGGCAUUUGGCGGAGAUGGGUUCUACACAUAAAACUGUCAUGGUUUUCAGAAGUCAUUCCAAGACAGCAGAGUGGAAACAUGACAGACUCUGGAAAGAGACCCUUUCUCAGAUGAUGAGUAAUAUAUAUUUUAUACUCAUAUUAAUAUUUCAUUGGAGAGAAGGUCAAAAUCUACAUUUAAAUGGAAAUAUUUAAAAAGCAGAAGCAUAAUAUUUGACUAAGUGAAACACUCAGGGUUUUUCAAGAACACAGGCUGUACCCCUGGGACCUCAGCCUUCCAGAUCUGUUUGUUAGAGCUUGCUGGUGUAUCUGAAUUGCUUUAGUCUUGUGGGGAGAUCUUAUAGAUCUUAGUCCUGGUAUUUGGAGAUCUUAGUUUCUCCACUCCUCUUCCAUUUGACCCUGAAUUGUAUUACAUGUUACCUAACAUCAGGCCAUGCACAUGGCCUCACUUGGUCCUGUAAAGUUAUUUAAAUCUCUAGAAACUCAUUUUGCCGAUCCUGUGAAAUGGAUAUAAUAGGAUUGUGGAAAUGGACGUAAAUUGGGUCUUUUCAUUUGUAAGUAAUGGAAAACCCAACUAACAAAAUGUCUCAGCAAAGAGUCAGGAAUAGGGGGUCCCAGGGUUGAUUCAGAGACUCAAAGAUCUAAACUCUGUUCAUCUUUCAUUUUCCUCUUCCAUUUAUAGUGUGUUAGAUUUUACCCUUUGGCUUGUGACCUUGUGGCUAUAAGAUGGCUGCCAUAGUUCCAAGAAUAAUGUCUUCACAGCAUUCAAAACCAGAAGGAAUACUGCAGGAGCAAAAGAAUCUUACUGAAAGAUGUAGCACUUAAGCCUCAGGAACGUGUGGAGAAACACCAGACCCCUCUGACCAAGAAGAAACGAGAAGCACUUACCAACGGUUUGUCCUUUCACUCCAAGAAGAGCAGACUCAGCCACCCGCACCACUACAGUUCAGACCGGGAAAAUGACCGCAACCUCUGCCAGCACCUUGGGAAGAGGAAGAAGAUGCCGAAGGGUCUCCGACAGCUCAAGCCAGGGCAGAACAGCUGCAGGGACAGUGACAGUGAAAGCGCCAGUGGAGAAUCCAAGGGCUUCCACAGGAGCAGCUCUCGGGAAAGGCUCAGCGAUAGUUCAGCUCCUUCCAGCUUGGGAACAGGCUACUUCUGUGACAGCGACAGUGACCAGGAAGAGAAGGCGUCAGAUGCCAGCUCUGAAAAACUCUUCAAUACUGUUGUAAACAAAGAUCCGGAGUUAGGUGUUGGCACGCUACCUGAACAUGACAGCCAGGAUACAGGGCCGAUUGUCCCUAAGAUAUCGGGUCUAGAGAGAAGCCAGGAGAAGAGCCAGGACUGUUGCAAAGAACCAAUCUUUGAGCCCGUGGUGCUUAAAGACCCCUGCUCUCAGGUCCCACAGCCACUUUCCCAGCCCCAAGUGGAGCCGCAGCCCCGAGCUCCUUCUCCGGACCCUGACUUGGUGCAGCGCACAGAGGCCCCGCCUCAGCCUCCACGUCCAAGCACACGGCCAUCACAGGCGCCCCCAGAGGCCCAACUUCAGCCUGCCCCGCAGCCUCAGGUGCAGAGGCAGCCCAGGCCACAGUCCCCUACCCAACUGCUCCAUCAGAAUCUCCCGCCUGUGCAGGCCCACCCCUCGUCUCAGAGCCUCUCCCAGCCUUUGUCAGCCUACAACAGCAGUAGCUUAAGCCUCAACAGUUUAAGCAGUAGCAGAAGCAGCACUCCAGCGAAGACUCAACCCGCCCCUCCUCACAUCUCCCACCACCCCUCAGCCUCCCCAUUCCCCCUCUCACUGCCCAACCACAGCCCCCUGCACAGCUUCACGCCCACCCUCCAGCCCCCCGCACACUCACAUCACCCCAAUAUGUUUGCCCCUCCCACUGCUUUGCCUCCUCCACCACCUCUGACAUCAGGGAGUCUGCAGGUCCCCGGACACCCGGCCGGGAGCACUUACUCAGAGCAAGACAUCCUGCGACAGGAACUGAAUACACGUUUUUUGGCCUCUCAGAGUGCUGACCGUGGGGCUUCCCUGGGCCCUCCGCCCUACCUACGGACCGAGUUCCACCAGCACCAGCACCAGCACCAGCACACACACCAGCACACACACCAGCACACCUUCACACCGUUCCCCCACGCCAUCCCACCCACCGCCAUCAUGCCGACGCCAGCACCUCCCAUGGUGCGUACCCCAGGCAGAAAUUUUGACAAAUACCCUACAAAAGUUGACCCAUUCUACCGGCACAGUCUCUUCCAUUCCUACCCUCCUGCAGUAUCGGGCAUCCCCCCUAUGAUUCCGCCCACUGGUCCUUUUGGUUCACUACAAGGAGCAUUUCAACCGAAGACAUCCAACCCUAUCGAUGUUGCUGCUCGACCUGGGACAGUCCCACACACUCUACUCCAAAAGGACCCGAGGUUGACAGAUCCUUUCAGACCUAUGUUAAGGAAACCAGGGAAGUGGUGUGCUAUGCAUGUUCACAUUGCCUGGCAGAUCUACCACCACCAACAGAAAGUCAAGAAACAGAUGCAGUCAGACCCACAUAAGCUGGACUUUGGACUGAAACCUGAGUUCCUGAGCCGUCCUCCAGGCCCCAGUCUCUUUGGAGCCAUCCACCACCCCCAUGACCUGGCACGGCCUUCGACUUUGUUCUCUGCCACUGGUGCUGCACACCCAACUGGGACUCCUUUUGGGCCACCUCCUCAUCACAGCAACUUCCUUAACCCUGCUGCCCACCUUGAGCCUUUUAAUCGGCCGUCUACAUUCACUGGCCUAGCAGCAGUUGGUGGCAAUGCCUUCGGGGGACUUGGAAACCCUUCAGUUACACCCAACUCAAUGUUCGGCCACAAGGAUGGCCCCAGUGUGCAGAACUUUAGCAACCCUCACGAACCCUGGAACCGGCUGCACCGAACGCCUCCGUCGUUCCCGACCCCUCCGCCCUGGCUGAAGCCAGGGGAGCUGGAGCGUAGCGCGUCCGCUGCAGCUCAUGACAGAGAUAGAGAUGUAGAUAAACGAGACUCAUCUGUUAGUAAAGAUGACAAAGAAAGGGAAAGUGUUGAGAAGAGACACUCCAGCCACCCUUCACCAGCACCUAUCCUCCCGGUGAGCACCCUGGGACAUAACCGCAGCUCCACUGAACAGAUCAGGGGUCAUUUGAACACUGAGGCUCGAGAGAAAGAAAAAUCCAAAGAGAGGGAGAGAGACCACUCGGAAUCCCGUAAGGACCUGACUGCCGAUGAGCACAAGGCAAAGGAGGGCCACCUACCUGAGAAGGAUGGCCAUGGCCACGAGGGGCGAGCCGUGGGCGAAGAGGCCAAGCAGCUGGCCCGGGUGCCAUCACCCUACGUGCGGACCCCCGUAGUGGAGAGUGCCAGGCCCAACAGCACCUCGAGCCGCGAGGCUGAGCAGCGCAAGAGCGAGCCAGCCUACGAGAACCCCAAGAAGGGCUCAGAGGUCAAGGUGAAGGAGGAGCGCAAGGAAGACCAUGACCUGCCUCCGGAGGCCCCACAGACCCACCGGUCUUCAGAGCCACCUCCUCCAAACUCCUCGUCCAGUGUGCACCCGGGGCCCUUGGCUUCGAUGCCCAUGACGGUGGGGGUGACAGGAAUUCACCCCAUGAACAGCAUCAGCAGCCUGGACAGGACUCGCAUGAUGACUCCUUUCAUGGGCAUCAGUCCCAUCCCUGGGGGAGAGCGGUUCCCGUAUCCUUCUUUCCACUGGGACCCCAUACGGGACCCUUUGAGGGAUCCCUACCGAGAACUUGACAUCCAUCGGAGAGACCCGCUGGGCAGGGACUUUCUGCUGAGGAACGACCCUCUCCACCGUCUCUCAACUCCCCGGCUCUACGAAGCUGAUCGCUCCUUUAGGGACAGGGAGCCUCAUGACUAUAACCACCACCACCACCACCACCACCACCCUCUGUCUGUGGACCCUCGGCGGGAACAUGAGCGAGGGAGUCACCUGGAUGAGCGGGAGCGCUUGCACAUGCUCAGAGAGGACUAUGAGCACACGCGGCUCCAUUCUGUCCACCCUGCCUCCCUCGAUGGACACCUCCCCCACCCCAGCCUCAUCACCCCCGGACUCCCUAGCAUGCACUACCCCAGAAUCAGCCCCACCACGGGGCACCAGAACGGACUCCUCAACAAGACCCCGCCCACGGCAGCGCUGAGUGCGCCUCCCCCGCUCAUUUCCACGCUGGGGGGCCGCCCAGUCUCUCCCAGAAGGACUACUCCUCUGUCGGCGGAGAUCAGGGAGAGGCCCCCUUCCCACACUCUGAAGGAUAUUGAAGCUCGAUAAGGAGAGCGUAGGACACGGAGAGGAAGAAGAACCUACACCCACACAGCACCAGACUUUAACCAGAGGGCCCGAGCGAGCGAGCGAGCAGACUCCGGCUUCCUUAUUAACACAGACUGAGGGGCUCUCUGAGAGGUCCCCAACUCUUCCCUUGUAAAAAAUGUAUAGACUCAGUGCAGAUUUUGAAAUGUUUUUGUAUAUUAUACGUUGAAAUUUUUCAGAUCUUUUAGCCAAGUCAUAUGUUCUCAUGUCUCCUCCUCUUUUGGGUUGUCUUAUAAGACUUUUUGAUUUGAACCAAAACAGUGAAGAUGACAACACACACCAAUUUGUUAAUAAUUGGGGGGAAAAGAAACAGUCCACACAAUCCAUCAGGCAAAGCUCUUUCAGAUGAGAAGGGAAGGCCGUGUACAUAGUUAUGUAAAAAAAGAUUGCUUCAUGAGCUAAUGGUUCAUAUAUGCAAAAGGGUAAGAUGAAAGCUUUACUUUGUACAAAUGUAAAUAGAUAAAGAUUAAGUAACAUAAUACAUUAAUACUUCUUAAAAUGUGCUAUUUGCAAACUUAAUUAUCAGUGAACACAGUUGGCUAUGGCUGUGUUCCCAUAUAUCGUUAUAGACAGCUAAACCCUUCAACUAUGCAAUGAAUGUUAGGGCUUUUCACAAAAGCCUGCCUAACUCAAAGGAGCCUUUUCAAAUCCAUUUACAACAUACUUAAGGUCAUAUUUUCCCUGAACAAGCGCUUACGUGAUAUGACUCUGUUUUCCUUGCUUGUUUUUUCAAAUGGAGAAACAUCCUAUUUUGCAAAUUGGACCCCAGGCUGAAACUUUGCAUCUGAAGUUGCUGCUUGUGGGCUCUGGGGGUAGAGUACAGCCCCGGAAAGGUAACUGAGGACAUGAGCAACCAGUGCCAGGGAGGAUGGGAGUUGUCAGAUGCCAGAAUCAGGGGACACAGACAGGUCGCCAGCAUCUCGUCACCAUCAGUCACGUGAUUUCACACACACCUCAUGUGGGAACCAUGCGUUUUUUAGUGUGUCCUCUUUCAUAUCUGUACACACCUCCUCGUUUUGUAAUGAGAUUUAAUUACACCCAAACAGAUCCUGAAAGAAAGCUUCAAGUUUUCUCAGAUGAUGGAUAUGUUUUCACUGUGUGCGGUAACUGAUGGAUUUAAGGUGCACAUUUCCUAAUGUGACUUGUAUUCCAGGUGGUGAGAAAGUCUGGGAAUAGCCGUGACAGUCAGCCACGUGGAGCCGUGGAGAGUUACAGAGGGUGAGAGGUGGCAGAGACAAAGUCUUGCGUGUGCGUGUGUUUUUAAGUUUGCAUCAAUCUUAAUGUCUCUUCAUAAUACUUUUAUAAUACAUUAAGCCUCUUGUCUACAUAUUUGGAGAGAAUAUGACUUUACUAGCAGAGAAAUACAAUAUAUCUUGUCUACUGGACUGUAAAAUAUAUGUAUGAAAUAAAAUUAGUUCCAUUUGGUCUUCUAGUAUAUUAAAGUGCUAUCUGACGUUGUUAUCCUGUUUUUGCAAAAAAAAAAAAGUUAACUACAGACCAUUGUUUCUAAUAAGCAGAGAGAUCUAUUUUAGUAGUAAACUGAAGGUUUAGUUGUGAGCUUCAGAUUUUGUGAACUCCAGAUGUUGUGCAGUGUUUUGUUUUUUUUUUAAGACAACAACUAAAAAGAAAAAAAAUCCAAGGAAUAUGUACACUGGAACUGUAGUGGUAGCUUUCAGUAUUGUAAAGAGAUUGUUCUAUCCAGACCUUUUUGCUGUUUAUCCUGUAUGUAAUAAAGUCCUUUCUAGAUCCUCUGUGGAAAGAAAAGUGAAGCGACUGGAUCUUCAGCAUGUUCUCAUCGGCGGAGCCUCUUGUGUAAUGUAAACUGUGCCAUGUUAUUAAAAAAUGUGAACUAA
Equus caballus (horse) is the source of this 10649-nucleotide messenger RNA. NCBI's taxonomy places the organism in Eukaryota, Metazoa, Chordata, Mammalia, Perissodactyla, Equidae. The record is from RefSeq and is a predicted model, not a curated record.